AAAAGUGCGUCCUAAAAUAGGUGCGCUGUCGCUUUAAGAUCCCUUAGCUAGUCUGCUUCGUAUUGAUCAAUCCACCAUUUUCCAACACAUAGCACACUCAGCGGCAGUGGUAACACAGCGACGGCGGCAGCAGAAAGCCCUACCUGGAGACGCCAGGACCUGGGGCAGUCAUGGCAGCCAACAUGUAUCGGGUUGGAGAUUAUGUGUACUUUGAAAACUCCUCCAGCAACCCCUUGCUCAUUAGGCGAAUAGAAGAACUGAAUAAGACAGCGAAUGGGAAUGUGGAGGCCAAGGUAGUGUGUUUCUACAGACGCAGGGACAUCUCCAGCACACUGAUUGCCUUGGCUGACAAACAUGCACGAGAGAUGGAGGAGGAGAUGGAGAACCCCGAGAUCCUGGACCUGCCCGAGAAGCAAAAGCACCAGCUCCGCCACCGAGAGCUCUUCCUGUCUCGCCAGCUGGAGUCACUGCCUGCCACACACAUCAGGGGAAAGUGCUGUGUCACACUCCUAAAUGAGACUGAGGCGCUUAAAUCCUACUUGGAACGGGAGGAUGCCUUCUUCUACUCCCUGGUGUAUGAUCCCCAGCAGAAGACCCUGCUGGCUGAUAAAGGGGAGAUCCGCGUUGGAAACAAGUAUCAGGCGGACAUCACUGACCUCCUGGCCGAGGGGGAAGAGGACGGCAGAGACCUGUCCAAACUGGAGGAGAAGAUCUGGGACCCGAGCAGUUUGCUCACAGAGAAACAGAUCGACCAGUUUUUAGUGGUGGCACGGUCUGUCGGUACGUUUGCGAGGGCCCUGGACUGCAGCAGCUCCGUGCGGCAACCCAGCCUCCACAUGAGCGCGGCGGCCGCCUCCAGGGACAUCACACUGUUCCAUGCCAUGGACACGCUGCACAAGAACGGGUUAGUUUUAUGACAUGGACGCUGGACCCAUCGCUUGCGCUGGAAAAUUGGAGGCGGCCCGAUGCUCUGUCGGGACGAGAUGGAGGAGUGGAGCGCCUCGGAGGCCAACCUCUUCGAGGAGGCGCUGGAGAAAUACGGCAAAGACUUCGCCGACAUCCAGCAGGACUUUCUGCCUUGGAAGUCCUUGACCAGUAUUAUUGAGUAUUACUACAUGUGGAAAACCACAGACAGAUAUGUCCAACAGAAACGGUUAAAAGCAGCCGAGGCCGAGAGCAAACUGAAGCAGGUCUACAUCCCCAACUAUAACAAGCCCAACCCUAACCAGCUGAGCUCCAACAGCAUGAAGCUGUCUGGCCUGGUGAAUGGCGGCGGGGCACCAGGGGCUCCAGCAGGGUGGUGGUCGGGUCAGCCAGCAGUGCUGGGCCGCGCCUGCGAGAGCUGCUACACCACCACCUCGUAUCAGUGGUACUCGUGGGGUCCUCCUAACAUGCAGUGUCGGCUUUGCGCCUCCUGCUGGACGUACUGGAAGAAGUACGGCGGUCUGAAGAUGCCCACACGCCUGGACGGGGAGAGGCCGGGACCCAACCGCAACAACCUGAGUGGCCAUAACCUGCCGGUUAGGCACGGCAGCAGCCCCAAAUUUGCGGUGAAGACGAGGCAGGCCUUCUACCUGCACGCGACCCACCUGACCCGCGCCGCCCGCCGCGUCUGCCAGGACCUGCUGCGCUCCCAAUUCCUGGGCCGGCACCCCUACAACCCCGUCAACGCGGCCGCCAUCAAGGCUGAGUGUGUGGUACGGUUGCCAGAAAUUCCCAAAAAGCUGCAGCCACUCAAACCGUUGGUGAGGAAGCCUCUGGAAUCGGUGGUUAGAUAUCUGGAGGCCCACCCGUGUCCCCCAAAACCAGAGGGCCAGCGCACUGCCACCAUCACCACCAGCAGCAUGACGCCCAUCAAGUCCUCGCCCAUCCUCAACAACGGCUCACCCACCAUCCUGGGCAAGCGCAACUACGAGCAGCACAACGGCCUGGAGGGCACCAAACCCAAAGCGCUCACCCCUCAGUGGGACAUCAUGUCCAAGCGUGUGUGUGAGCCGGGCAGGACUGCUCCCCCCUUGCAGGACCAGGUUCAUGAGCUCGACUGACGACCCCAACCCCCCAACCCCUUCACCCUUCAAGGUGACCCCUGCACCAUACUGCACAGAGACAAGGCCUCAGACAGGAGGCGGCUGAGGGAAGAUGACGUCCACAGUGUUUGACCACCAGCCAGCACGCACUGUCCACUCUGCCAGUCACUGAGCCCGAGCCUUGCAGGAACCGACCAAUCGUCUUACCGGGUUAUAGGCUUCAACCUAUCUGAGGGCUCGGCUGUCUGUACAGGACUGUUUAAUCACCAUUAUUAUUAUUGUUGUUAUUAUUGUUGUUAUUAUUAUUAUUAUUAUUAUUAUUAUUAUUAUGACAAUGUCUGCCAUUGUAAUAUUAUUCUUGUUCUUUUUUUUAUCAGCUGUAAUCAUAUGCUUAUCAGUUUAUUGUUGGAAAAAAAAAAGAAAUUGAAGGAAUGCAAAAAAAAAAAAAAAAAAACAUGAAGCCCAUUGAGGCCCGAGAGAACUCCAGGGCCACCUGCAUCAGUUUUGCCCUGUUUUUUUUUUUUUUUUCCGUUCUUAUUUUUCCCCUGUUUUCCGAACUGUAAAAAUGAAAGACAAAAACAUGAAAAGGAUAGGGGAUGUUUUUUUUGUAUGUUUGUUUGACUGGAUGAAUACCCCCCUCUGUUUUGCUUGCAAUUUUUGAUUUUUGUUUUUUGUUUUUAUUUUUAUUUUCUUGUUUGUUUGUUUGUUUUUUAAAGAAAAAAAGUCCUCUAAGUCCCCUCUGCACGCUGAUGGAUUUAACUUAUUGAGAAAGACUGAGACGUGCUCUUUUUCUACCUUUUCAUAAAUAAUGCAUCUUCUGCUUCGAUGAUGUCAUUAAAAACAAGACUAUUUGGUU
Messenger RNA from Alosa alosa (allis shad), 2883 nucleotides. It is a transcript of the gene mta1, whose product is annotated as metastasis associated 1. The transcript is spliced from 19 exons. Gene Ontology annotation, biological process: negative regulation of transcription by RNA polymerase II; response to ionizing radiation; double-strand break repair. Gene Ontology annotation, molecular function: transcription coactivator activity; transcription corepressor activity; histone deacetylase binding. Gene Ontology annotation, cellular component: nucleoplasm; NuRD complex. The record is from RefSeq and is a predicted model, not a curated record. NCBI's taxonomy places the organism in Eukaryota, Metazoa, Chordata, Actinopteri, Clupeiformes, Clupeidae.